CCUGAGGGAGGGAAACCAGAUAACCACAGCUUGUCUUGGCUCCGUGAGUUCCCAAACAAUGUGUGGCUGACUUGUCAUAGUCAGAGCAAAGUACAGUACAGAAACAGGCCUUUUGGCCCAUCUAUUCCAUGCCAGACUACAGAAUCUACUUAUUCCCACUGACCUGCACCGGGCCAUGGCGCUCGAUACACUCAUUACGCAAGCAUCUAUUCAGAAUUCUCUUCAUCAUUUGCACUACUUGCCCUGCUAGCUAGUUUUGCACUCUCACCACCCUCUGAGUAAACCGGUUUCACCUUUGUACCCUUUGAACUUCUCACCUUUCACCCUUUAGUGAUAACCUCUUGUUGUAGUACCUCUUUACCUCAGUACAAAAUGCCUGCUUGCAUUUAUCCGAUCUAUAUCCCAAUGUAAUUGUGUACACUUCUAUCAAAUCUCUGCUCAAUCUUUCAUGUUCCAACGAAUAAAGUCCUAAUCAGUUCACUCUUUUCUUAUAAUUUAGGUCUUCCAGUCCAGGUAACAUCAUUGUAAUGUUUUUUUUUCUGUACUCUUUCAAACUUAUUUCCAUCUGUCCUGCAGUUAGGUGUGCAGAACUGCACAUAAUAUCCAAAUGAGGCCUCUCCAGCGUCUUAUAUAACAUCAUAUCGUACACGAUAUUUUCAUUUACCAAGGUUAAUGCACUAACAAACUUUCUUUCAGAGCCUAGCAACAUUUGCUGCCACUUUCAAUGGCUUAUGCACCUGUAUUCCCGAUCACUUUGUUCUACCGGUCUCUCUGUAAGAUCUACCCUGAUCGGUCCAUCCAAAGUGCAACAUCUUGCACCUGUCUGCAUUAAAUUGCAUCGGCCCCUUUUAAGUCCAUUCUGCAGUUGGUCCAGACCUCACUGCAAUCUCGUGUAAUCUUCCUCUUUGUCCACUGCUCCUUCCCAAUGUUGGAGUUAUCAGCAAAUGUGCUGAUGCUCUUAACCGUAAUUUCAUCCAGAUCAUUGAUAUAGAUGACAAACAACAACAGGCACAGCACCGAUCCCCGUGACACUGCACGAGAUACAGGCGCCAAACAGAAAUGCAACAGUCUAUAGUGACACUCCGGAUUCUUUCCAAAAAAAAGUCACUGAGCUGACAGAGAAGGGAAACCGGGCAGAGAGUUCCAGACUCUUCCUCAGUCUGGUGAAUGGCAAAGGCUCCCGGGCCCGGAGGGCGAUGUGGGAAUCCUUUCUGAUGUGGAGGACUGAGUUACCGAAGUUGGACAGAAUACUGAGGGAAAUACAGGAACUCGGUCCUGAUCCACAAGAAUACAUGAACAUCGGCCAAGGUUUAUCUGAAUUACCCCCUCAGCUGAUAGAUGUCCAACAGAAACACAAGGAGACUCUGCGGACACGAACUGAAACACUGAGAGUGAACACGAUCCUGAUGACGGAGAAGGUGAAGGUUUUCCAGCUGGCUGAUCGUUACGCUGAGCUCACGGUCAUUUCUACUGUUCGAGAUCGGAGACUGGUGGAACAUGAGCUGCUGGCAAGAGGCAGAGACCAUGAGGAAUAUAGAGAGAAACAACUCCGCAGACAGCUGGAAAAAAUCCGUACUGAUCAGUUAUUCCAGAGCAGUUUUUCCCGGAGUAAAUCCAAAUCUGGGAGCUCAGCAGCAGUGGCCGGAGUCCCGGGGAUCGGGAAAACAACGAUGGUACAAAAGAUUGUUUAUGACUGGGCCAUGGGGAAAAUAUACCAACAGUUCCAGUUUGUCUUCAGUUUCAAAUUCCGAGAUUUAAACACCAUUAAUUGUAGAAUAAACCUGAGGGAACUGAUUCUGGAUCAGUAUCCUUACUUUGGGAAUUUCCUGAGAGAAGUCUGGAAGAACGCAGAGGGAUUACUGUUUAUAUUCGAUGGUUUAGAUGAAUUCAAACACAAAAUCGAUUUUGCGGACAGUCGGAGAGAUACAGAACCAAAGCACCAGUGCCCAGAUCCCGAGUGGAGGUGUGAAGUGUCUGUCAUUGUGUACAGUUUAAUCCAGGGCAAGCUGCUCCCAGGGUGUUCAGUGCUGGUGACCACCCGCCCCACUGCGUUACAUUUAUUGGAAAAGGCGGAUAUCAGUGUCCGGGCUGAAAUCCUGGGGUUUGUUGAUGAGGAACGGAAGGAAUACUUUAUCAGACAUUUUGAAGAUCAGAUGGUUGCGGAAGCUGUUUUCAAACAUGUGAAGGAGAACGAGAUCCUGUACACCAUGACCUACAACCCCUCCUACUGCUGGAUCCUCGCUCUGGCACUGGGCCCCUUCUUCACACAAAGAGUCAGGGACCCACAGCGAGUUCCCAAGACCAUCACCCAACUGUACUCCUACUAUAUUUACAACAUCCUGAAAAACCACGGCCGUGAGAUUGAGAGACCCCGUGAUGUGUUACUCAGGGUUGGUCAGAUGGCCUUCAGAGGAGUGUCCGAGAACAAGAUUGUGUUUACAGAUGGAGAUUUGAUCAAGUACAAUCUUCAGCCUUCCCAGUUCCUGUCCGGGUUCCUGAUGGAGCUUUUGGAGAGAGAGGAUUCUGCCCAGAGCGUGGUGUACACAUUCCCACACCUCACCAUCCAAGAGUUUGUAGCUGCAGUCGCACAAUUCCUAACUAUACAUCCCGAGGAAAUCCUGAAAUUCCUUACUGAUGCCCACAACAGGAGAGAUGGACAAUUUGAGGUAUUUCUCCGUUUUUUUGCUGGUCUCUCCUCCCCAAUGACAACUCGGGGCCUGGUGGAGUUUCUGGGUCCAUUUCCAAAUGAAACAACCUGCCGGGUGAUUGACUGGGUGAAGGAGGAGGUUAAACGUCAGAUUGGAAACACAGGGAGUGAAGCUGGUAAAAGGAGCCUCCUGAACACAUUGCACUACCUGUUUGAGUCUCAGAAUCGUGGACUGGCUCAGGAAACACUGGGAUCUGUGGAAACACUUUCAUUCAGUGGAAUGACACUGACCCCGAUUGACUGCGCGGUCCUGUCUCAUGCCAUCGUACUCUGUGAUACAAUAAAACACCUCAACCUGCAGGACUGCCACAUUCAGUGUGAAGGAAUCCAGCGGCUGGGAUCCGGGCUACACAAGUGCCAGGAGUUGAGCCUGAACAAUAAUAAACUGGGGGAUUCAGGAGUGAAACUGGUGUCUGCGGCUCUGAGGAACCCGGAGUGUAAAAUACAGAGACUGUGGCUGAGGGAUGUCGGUCUCACAGAUUCUGGUGCCGAGGAUCUCGUCUCCGCUCUCAGUACAAACCCAUCACUGACGGAGCUGAACCUGAGUGGUAAUAAACUGGGGGAUUCAGGAGUGAAACUGGUGUCUGCGGCUCUGAGGAACCCGGAGUGUAAAAUACAGAGACUGUGGCUGAGGGAUGUCGGUCUCACAGAUUCUGGUGCCGAGGAUCUCGUCUCCGCUCUCAGUACAAACCCAUCACUGACGGUGCUGAACCUGAGUGAUAAUAAACUGGGGGAUUCAGGAGUGAAACUGGUGUCUGCGGCUCUGAGGAACCCGGAGUGUAAAAUACAGAAACUGUGGCUGAUCAAUGUCGGUCUCACAGAUUCUGGUGCCGAGGAUCUCGUCUCCGCUCUCAGUACAAACCCAUCACUAACGGGGCUGGACCUGGGAUCAAACUCACUGACAGACCGAUCUGUCCCCGCUCUCCGCCGCCUCAUACUGACCCUCCCGAGUCUGGAGCGGAUCCGGCUGUGGGGGAAUCGGUUCAGUGAGACCGGGAUGAAGGAACUGAGAUCUCUACAGGAACCCAGACCCGGACUGAUGGUGGAUCUGUGAACAUCUGAAUGUGGGGAAUCGGUUCAGUGAGACCAGGAUGAAGGAACUGAGAUCUCUACAGGAACCCAGACCCGGACUGAUGGUGGAUCUGUGAACAUCUGAAUGUGGAGAAACGGUUCAGUGAGACCGGGAUGAAGGAACUGAGAUCUCUACAGGAACCCAGACCCGGACUGACAGUGGAUCUGUGAACAUCUGAAUGUGGGGAAUCGGUUCAGUGAGACCGGGAUGAAGGAACUGAGAUCUCUACAGGAACCCAGACCCGGACUGAUGGUGGAUCUGUGAACAUCUGAAUGUGGGGAAUCGGUUCAGUGAGACCGGGAUGAAGGAACUGAGAUCUCUACAGGAACCCAGACCCGGACUGAUGGUGGAUCUGUGAACAUCUGAAUGUGGGGAAUCGGUUCAGUGAGACCGGGAUGAAGGAACUGAGAUCUCUACAGGAACCCAGACCCGGACUGAUGGUGGAUCUGUGAACAUCUGAAUGUGGGGAAUCGGUUCAGUGAGACCGGGAUGAAGGAACUGAGAUCUCUACAGGAACCCAGACCCGGACUGAUGGUGGAUCUGUGAACAUCUGAAUGUGGUGAAUCGGUUCAGUGAGACCGGGAUGAAGGAACUGAGAUCUCUACAGGAACCCAGACCCGGACUGAUGGUGGAUCUGUGAACAUCUGAAUGUGGGGAAUCGGUUCAGUGAGACCGGGAUGAAGGAACUGAGAUCUCUACAGGAACCCAGACCCGGACUGAUGGUGGAUCUGUGAACAUCUGAAUGUGGGGAAUCGGUUCAGUGAGACCGGGAUGAAGGAACUGAGAUCUCUACAGGAACCCAGACCCGGACUGAUGGUGGAUCUGUGAACAUCUGAAUGUGGGGAAUCGGUUCAGUGAGACCGGGAUGAAGGAACUGAGAUCUCUACAGGAACCCAGACCCGGACUGAGAGUGGAUCUGUGAACAUCUGAAUGUGGUGAAUCGGUUCAGUGAGACCGGGAUGAAGGAACUGAGAUCUCUACAGGAACCCAGACCCGGACUGAUGGUGGAUCUGUGAACAUCUGAAUGUGGUGAAUCGGUUCAGUGAGACCGGGAUGAAGGAACUGAGAUCUCUACAGGAACCCAGACCCGGACUGAUGGUGGAUCUGUGAACAUCUGAAUGUGGGGAAUCGGUUCAGUGAGACCGGGAUGAAGGAACUGAGAUCUCUACAGGAACCCAGACCCGGACUGAGAGUGGAUCUGUGAACAUCUGAAUGUGGGGAAUCGGUUCAGUGAGACCGGGAUGAAGGAACUGAGAUCUCUACAGGAACCCAGACCCGGACUGAUGGUGGAUCUGUGAACAUCUGAAUGUGGGGAAUCGGUUCAGUGAGACCGGGAUGAAGGAACUGAGAUCUCUACAGGAACCCAGACCCGGACUGAUGGUGGAUCUGUGAACAUCUGAAUGUGGGGAAUCGGUUCAGUGAGACCGGGAUGAAGGAACUGAGAUCUCUACAGGAACCCAGACCCGGACUGAUGGUGGAUCUGUGAACAUCUGAAUGUGGGGAAUCGGUUCAGUGAGACCGGGAUGAAGGAACUGAGAUCUCUACAGGAACCCAGACCCGGACUGAUGGUGGAUCUGUGAAC
This is a messenger RNA of Hypanus sabinus (Atlantic stingray), 5361 nucleotides long. RefSeq names its product NACHT, LRR and PYD domains-containing protein 3-like. The record is from RefSeq and is a predicted model, not a curated record. Gene Ontology annotation, molecular function: protein binding. Bases 1197 to 3761 code for a protein of 854 amino acids. Gene Ontology annotation, cellular component: cytoplasm. The transcript is spliced from 9 exons. Lineage: Eukaryota; Metazoa; Chordata; Chondrichthyes; Myliobatiformes; Dasyatidae.